AUGUCUCGCGGUCCCGCCCUCAAAACCCUCUCCACAGUCCUCCGGUCCCUCCAAUUCGCCGGUGCCACCAUCAUCCUCGCCAUCUACUCUUACACCCUCGGCGCCCUCGCGAACCAUGGCCUCUCCACGCCCACCUUCGUCCGCGCCGUCGAGGGCAUCGCCGGUAUCACCAUCGCCUACGCCAUCAUCUGCAUGGUAGUUACGCGCUUCUUCGCCGGCCGCACGCUGCCCUCCUUUAUCAACAUGAUCUUCGAUACCGCCUUCGGAGCUACUUACAUCUAUGUCGCCACGGCCAAUCGUGGGGGUGCGGGUUCUUGCUCUGGUGAGGUCGAUACGGCGUUUGGAAAGGGGAAGUCGGGGGAUAAGGUUAAUGAUGGGGGGCAUGGGGGAUUCAUGGCGUUGCCUAAGUUUGGGGAUGCGUGUAGGUUGCUAACGGCCUGUCUUGCCAUCUCCAUCGUCAUGAUCUUCCUCUUCAUCGGCUCCAUUGUUGCCUCCCUCUACCUCGGCCGCAACCACCACCGCGAAAAACGCCAAACCCUCUCCCAAGAACCCCUCAACGACACCACCUACCCGGGUCCCGGUGCAGACUCCUCCAACCCCGACGACCCCUUCGCCCAACCCCCGGCCAAGAAAUCGUGGUUCCGCAGCCUCUUCUCGCGCAAGCCGAAACCCCAACCCCUCGUCGACUCCGAAAACGUCCUCCCGCAGCACACGCAGCCGGACCAGUUAUCCGACCGCCAGAGCUUUCUCGAGAACGAUCACCAUGGUCGACCGGACGAUUAUAUCCGCGUUGGAGAAGGGGGAGGACGCCGGCCUACGCCCACGCCGUCACCUAAUGGAUACACAAUGGUGCAAGUCCCGCCUCAGCACCAGCAGCAGCAAUAUUUUGGUGCCGAGUCGGAUCUUGGGCUAGGGGGUGGUAGGCCGCAGGGAUACCAGCGAAUCCCUCUCAAUAAUAACAACAACUCUCCUUACGAAACAACACAUCCCUACGACGACGUCUCGCCGAUAGAGAACACCCGACCACCGCCUUUCGCGAGUCCCCAACAACAUCAACGCCCUUACUACUCGGACACGGCAUCGCCGUACAGCCCCACCUCACCAACCUCACCCAUCUACCCCGACCCCCGCUAUCGUCCCUCCCUCCCCCACCUCGCGGCGGGGACGUACCAUCCACCCUCCAGCACCAUAGGACACACGUCUUCUUCUUCGGCCCUGGGCGAGAUCCGCCACUCUUCUUCCCAGCAAGGAAACGAUGCGUAUUUCCCCGCGGGGCCCUACGACAAUUUGAGGCCUGUGUCGCGGGAUGAUAGGACGGCGAGCCAGGUGCGUUUGGGCGGUGGGAAUGCGAAUGGGACCGGGAAUGGUGGGAGGAGGAGGCCGGAGGGGUAUACGUAUGAUGAUGGGGUGUAUGAUGUUGCUUGA
This is a messenger RNA of Scedosporium apiospermum, 1425 nucleotides long. RefSeq lists its product as uncharacterized. The transcript is spliced from 2 exons. The coding region runs from base 1 to 1425 and encodes 474 amino acids. The record is from RefSeq and is a predicted model, not a curated record. NCBI's taxonomy places the organism in Eukaryota, Fungi, Ascomycota, Sordariomycetes, Microascales, Microascaceae.